GAGAUAAGUUGUGUCAACCCUUAACCUCAACAGCCCACGAGCAUAACUACGUCACUCAGCUCAGCCGUUUCCUUUCACUGUCCAGAAAGCGCUCUCUCUCUCUACAGUCUAGAAUGAACUGAAAGCUACUACUCUUUCUCACCUUACUACGACCAAACCAUAGCACCAUCCUCAUCACUUCCGCCUUUUUGUAUCUGUCAUAUAAUCACUAUCCAUUUCAUCUACUCCCUGUACAUUUUCAACAACUUUUGAUUUGCUUUUCUUGAAGCCAAGAAUGGCUGAUACAGAACAUACCCAUCAGCCACCACCGACGGCUGAGGAAGAUAGCCCACUCCCACCUUCACCACCUCUUGCUUCAGUUGAAGUUGAAUCAGUGGCAGAAGCUGAGGAGCAUCGCUCUGCUGUUACUGUAGUUGAAAAGGAAGGUCCUCUAACUGAACCCCCACCAGAACCAAUAGCUCUUGUUGCAGUUGAACACGUAUCUAUUACUGUUGCUGACAAAGAAGCAGAGGGCGUCACUGAAUCUGUGGAAAAGAAACCUGAAUCUUUGGUUUCAUUUAAAGAAGAAAGCAACAAAGUGUCAGAUCUAUCUGAUUCCGAGAGAAAAGCACUUGAAGACCUAAAACAUCUUGUUCAAGAAUCGGUUAAAAAUCAGAGCUUUACUACAGCUAAAACCCCAUCUGAUUUGCCUGAGGAAGUAUCGAUUUGGGGAGUGCCACUAUUGAAAGAUGAUAGGAGUGAUGUGAUUCUGCUCAAGUUUCUUAGAGCUAGAGAAUUCAACGUUAAGGAGGCAUUUGCUAUGUUAAAGAACACCAUUUUAUGGAGAAAGGAGUUUAACAUUGAAGAGCUUGUAGAUGAAAAUCUUGGGGAUGAUGUUGAAAAAGUUGUGUUUAUGGAUGGUCAUGACAAAGAGGGACACCCUGUUUGCUAUAAUGUGUAUGGUGAGUUUCAGAAUAAGGAAUUGUAUAACAAAACCUUUGGAGAUGAGGAGAAGAGAAACAAGUUUUUGCGCUGGAGGGUUCAGUUCUUGGAGAAAAGUAUAAGGAAAUUGGAUUUCAGUCCUGGUGGAAUCAAUACUAUAUUUCAAGUUAGUGACCUCAAGAACUCACCUGGUCCAGGGAAAAGGGAGCUUCGAAUUGCUACCAGGCAGGCCUUGCAAUUGCUUCAGGAUAAUUAUCCCGAGUUCGUCGCUAAGCAGGUGUUUAUCAAUGUCCCUUGGUGGUAUUUAGCUUUCUACACAAUGAUCAGCCCAUUCAUGACUCACAGAACAAAAAGCAAGUUUGUAUUUGCUGGUCCAUCAAAGACUGCAGAAACCCUUUACAAGUAUAUAUCUCCUGAGCAAGUGCCUGUUCAAUAUGGGGGCCUCAGUGUCGAUUACUGUGAAUGUAAUCCUGAGUUCACUUUCAAUGAUCCAGCUACAGAGAUCAUUGUAAAACCUGCAACAAAGCAGACCGUGGAGAUCAUUGUAAAUGAGAAGUGCAGUAUUAUCUGGGAGCUACGUGUACUGGGUUGGGAGGUGACAUAUAGUGCUGAAUAUGUGCCGAAUACAGACAGUGGAUAUACUGUUAACAUACAGAAGCCUAGGAAGAUGACUGCAGCUGAUGAACCUGUUGUUAGCAGCAGCUUCAAGAUUGUUGAGCUAGGUAAGAUACUGUUGACGAUUGACAACCCUACAUCAAAGAAGAAGAAGCUUCUGUACAGGUUCAAGGAUAAGCCUUAUUCUGAUUGAGGUUCUCUGAUCAUGAGGAAUCAAUUUCAACGGUGAGACCCCAAAUCAAGGGGUGACUCUGGUUAUAAAUUUUGACACACACAUCUUUAUGUAUGUGGAGGUGCAUUUUGUGUUGGUUCACUUUGUUAGUUAAUGGAUAUUGUGGGUUUUCUCAGAUUUUGUUGGGAUCUAUGAAUUUCUUCUUUUUAGCUUAGAUUGUACCGUCCUUGCUUUGACUUGAGGACAAGUGUUAGGGUUAUCCCUGUGGCUUGGGUAUUUGGUUUGAUUCUUGACCAUGAUUAUGUUCUAGGCUUUUCUAGCCCAAGGAUGAAUUUGAGGGCAGCCGGUGUACGUACAAUGAGGGAAAACAUGUUUCUGAAAGCAUCUUUCCUUGCCUAUUUUCUGUUGUAUAUUAUCAUUUACCAUCAAAAAGUUCAUUUUCCAGAA
Messenger RNA from Capsicum annuum, 2155 nucleotides. RefSeq names its product patellin-3. The record is from RefSeq and is a predicted model, not a curated record. Gene Ontology annotation, molecular function: lipid binding. NCBI's taxonomy places the organism in Eukaryota, Viridiplantae, Streptophyta, Magnoliopsida, Solanales, Solanaceae. The coding region runs from base 275 to 1729 and encodes 484 amino acids. The transcript is spliced from 4 exons.